AUGUCGUCUCUUAGUAGAGAGCUGGUGUUCCUGAUCUUACAGUUCUUGGAUGAGGAGAAAUUUAAAGAGACCGUUCACAAGCUAGAACAAGAAUCUGGGUUCUUCUUUAACAUGAAGUAUUUUGAGGAUGAAGUUCACAAUGGGAACUGGGAUGAGGUGGAGAGGUACCUCUCCGGUUUCACUAAAGUGGACGACAAUCGCUACUCGAUGAAGAUCUUUUUCGAAAUCAGGAAACAGAAGUAUCUUGAGGCAUUGGAUAAGCAUGAUCGCUCGAAAGCUGUUGAGAUCCUAGUGAAGGAUCUUAAAGUGUUUGCCUCCUUUAACGAGGAGCUUUUCAAGGAGAUAACUCAGCUGCUGACAUUAGAGAAUUUCAGGGAGAAUGAGCAGCUGUCAAAGUAUGGAGACACAAAAUCCGCAAGAGCUAUCAUGCUCGUCGAGCUUAAGAAGCUAAUCGAGGCUAAUCCCCUGUUUCGCGAUAAAUUACAGUUCCCGAACCUUAAAAACUCAAGACUGCGAACUCUCAUCAACCAAAGCUUAAACUGGCAGCACCAACUUUGUAAAACUCCAAGGCCGAACCCGGAUAUCAAAACCCUAUUCGUGGAUCACUCAUGCGGGCAGCAAAAUGGAGCACGUGCUCCCUCACCAGCUAAUAAUCCAUUGCUUGGUGGGGCCGUGCCGAAACCCGGUGGCUUUCCUCCUCUUGGUGCACAUGUGCCAUUCCAGCCUGCUCCGGCACCUGUUCCGACUCCUCUUGCCGGUUGGAUGUCUAAUCCGCCCACCGGAAGUCAUCCGGCAGUUUCUGGUGGGCCCAUCGGUCUUGGUGCUCCACCGAUUCCAGGUAGAGAUUCUUAUGCUGCCCUUAAGCACCCAAGGACACCACCAACAAAUCCCGUUGAAUUUCCAUCUGCCGACUCUGAACAUCCGAGCAAAAGAACCAGGCAGUUGGGAAUUUCUGAUGAGGUAAAUCUUCCAGUGAAUGUUCUUCCGGUUUCUUUCCCAGGGCACCAUAGCCAGCCUUCCUUCAGUGCACCAGACGACUUACCCAAGACAGUUGCUCGCACUUUGAACCAAGGAUCUUCUCCUAUGAGCAUGGAUUUUCACCCGAUCCAACAAACUUUGCUUCUUGUUGGCACCAAUGUGGGAGAUAUUGGGUUGUGGGAAGUUGGUUCUAGAGAGAGGCUCGUGCUGAGAAAUUUCAAAGUCUGGGAUGUGAGUGCGUGCACUUUGCCUCUACAGGCCAGCCUGGCAAAAGAUCCUGGUGUCUCUGUCAAUCGCGUGAUUUGGAGCACAGAUGGGUCUUUGUUUGGGGUUGCGUAUUCAAGGCACCUUGUACAGAUAUAUUCGUAUCAUGGGAAUGACGAUAUUCGCCAGCACUUGGAGAUUGAUGCUCAUGUUGGCGGAGUAAAUGAUCUUGCGUUCUCCCACCCUAACAAGCAGCUUUCCGUUAUUACUUGUGGAGACGACAAGCUUAUCAAGGUUUGGGAUGCUGCAACUGGCACCAAGCAGUACAUUUUUGAAGGUCACGAGGCCCCCGUAUAUUCAGUCUGCCCCCACCACAAGGAGAAUAUUCAGUUCAUAUUUUCGACAGCAUUAGAUGGAAAGAUCAAAGCUUGGUUAUACGACAAUUUGGGGUCGCGAGUCGACUAUGAUGCCCCCGGCCGCUGGUGCACGACCAUGGCCUACAGUGCUGAUGGAUCAAGGCUUUUCUCAUGUGGGACCAGUAAAGAUGGAGAGUCCCACAUCGUGGAGUGGAACGAGAGCGAGGGGGCUGUGAAGAGGGCGUACCAAGGCUUCCGGAAGCGCUCUCUGGGGGUUGUGCAGUUUGACACGACUAAGAAUAAGUUCUUGGCAGCUGGCGAUGACUUCUCGAUCAAAUUCUGGGAUAUGGACAAUAUCCAGCUUCUGACGUGCAGUGAAGCUGAUGGAGGCCUUCCUGCGAGUCCACGGAUUCGCUUCAAUAGAGACGGUACCCUGUUGGCUGUUUCCACCAAUGAAAAUGGUAUCAAGAUUUUGGCCAACGGUGAUGGUCUACGGUUGCUACGGACAUUUGAAAAUCUUGCUUUCGAUGCUUCACGAGCAUCCGAGGCUGCAAAGCCUACUGUAAAUCCAUUAUCUGCCACGGCACCAAGUAGUUCAGGACUUGAAAGGGUGGGCUCGGUUGUUGGAAUGUCAGCUAUGAAUGGGGACACGAGAAAUCUUGGAGAUGUGAAACCUAGAAUAACAGAGGAAACUAAUGACAAAUCAAAGAUAUGGAAGCUGAGUGAGAUUAACGAGCCCUCUCAGUGCCGGUCCUUGAAGCUCCCAGAAAAUUUAAGAGUUACAAAGAUAUCAAGAUUGAUAUAUACAAAUUCGGGCAGUGCAAUACUGGCGUUAGCUUCGAAUGCAAUCCAUUUGCUGUGGAAAUGGCAGCGAAGUGACCGUAAUUCGAGCGGCAAGGCAACUGCGAAUGUAUCUCCUCAAUUAUGGCAACCGUCGAGUGGGAUUUUGAUGACCAAUGACGUGGCAGAGACGAAUCCUGAGGAAGCUGUUUCUUGCUUUGCUCUGUCCAAGAAUGACUCCUACGUGAUGUCAGCAUCUGGGGGAAAGAUAUCUUUAUUUAACAUGAUGACUUUCAAGGUGACCUUUGUUUUUAUAAUGUUCCCUUUGUAUAUUUUUUUUUUUUUGUCAAUUUUGUGCAUCAAGCUUAAAGGACACUCGAAGAGAAUUACAGGCCUUGCUUUCUCACAUGUAUUGAAUGUGCUUGUUUCAUCAGGAGCUGAUGCUCAGCUUUGUGUGUGGAGUUCCGAUGGAUGGGAAAAACAGAGAUCGAGAUUCUUGCAGCUGCCUUCCGGAAGGUCCCCGGGAGUACAAUCCGAAACACGCGUGCAGUUUCAUCAGGACCAAAUUCACUUCCUGGUCGUGCACGAGACACAACUCGCCAUAUACGAGACCACGAAGCUAGAAUGUGUCAAGCAGUGGGCCCAGCGAGAAAAUUCUGCCCCUAUAUCGCACGCGACUUUCUCGUGUGAUAGCCAGCUUGUGUACGCCAGUUUUCUGGAUGCGACCGUUUGCGUAUUCACGGCUUCACACCUUCGGUUGAGAUGCCGCAUUACUCCUUCUGCGUAUCUUAAUCCUACCAUCAGUUCAAAUGUGCACCCGCUCGUGAUUGCUGCACAUCCUCAAGAACCGAACCAAUUUGCGUUAGGCCUCUCGGAUGGUUCGGUCCAUGUGUUUGAGCCCCUUGAAACCGAAGGAAAGUGGGGGGUGCCACCGCCUAUCGAGAAUGGGUCAUCGAGCAGUGUGCCCACGACACCUCUAGGCGGAGGUGGGCCCGUCUCGGAACAGGCACAGAGGGUUUUCUUCGCAAAAUUCGGACGUCGAUCUCAAAAACCCUUCCUUUUCACAUUCUCCGAUCAUCACGAUCUCUUCUUUUACUUUAAUCUCCGGAAGGAAAUGAUGGAAGAAGACGAUGAUUACGUCGAGUACGUCCCUGUGGCCAAACGGCGUGCCCUCGAAGCCCAGAAAAUCCUCAUGCGCAAGGGCAAAUUGUCCACAAUUGAUGAGGAGAUCGAGAGAUCGAGAAACAGAAACAAGCUGAGGCCAAGCCGAGCCUGCUGGUCAAAGCCUCCCAGCUCAAGAAAGAUCAGCCAGAAAUCACCCAAACGGAGCAGAUAA
Striga hermonthica is the source of this 3654-nucleotide messenger RNA. Lineage: Eukaryota; Viridiplantae; Streptophyta; Magnoliopsida; Lamiales; Orobanchaceae. The record is from the annotation of a GenBank genome assembly.